This is a messenger RNA of Eublepharis macularius, 924 nucleotides long. RefSeq names its product vomeronasal type-2 receptor 26-like. The coding region runs from base 1 to 924 and encodes 307 amino acids. The record is from RefSeq and is a predicted model, not a curated record. Gene Ontology annotation, cellular component: membrane. NCBI's taxonomy places the organism in Eukaryota, Metazoa, Chordata, Lepidosauria, Squamata, Eublepharidae. The transcript has a single exon. Gene Ontology annotation, molecular function: G protein-coupled receptor activity. Gene Ontology annotation, biological process: G protein-coupled receptor signaling pathway.
AUGUUAAUUUCAGAUGCUGACCAAUGCCAGGAAUGCCAGGAGAAUCUGUAUCCAAAUGAAAAGCAAGACCGAUGCGUCCCCAGAAGCAUCACUUUCUUAUCCUAUGGAGAACCGCUGGGAGCAGCCUUGACUUUCACGGUCUUUCUAUCUUCCUUGACCACCAUCAUAGUGAUGGGGCUCUUUGUUCUGCACUGGGACACUCCCAUUGUCAAGGCCAACAACAGGAGCAUCACCUGCACCCUCCUGGCCUCUCUGCUGUCCGGCUUCCUUUGCUCUUUUCUGUUCAUUGGUCAGCCUGGGAAGGUCACCUGUCUUCUGCGGCAAACCGUGUUUGGCAUCACAUUUUCCAUCUCCAUUUCAUGUGUGUUGGCCAAAACCAUCACUGUGGUUCUGGUCUUCAUAGCCACAAAGCCAGGAAACAGAAUCAUGAAAUGGGCAGGGAAGAGGCUUGUGUCAAUUGUAAUAAUUCUCUGUUCUCUCAUUCAAACCGGCAUCUGUGCCAUCUGGAUAGCCACCUCUCCCCCCUUCCCAGAGCUUGACAUGCACUCCCAGAUCAGCCAGAUCACAGUGCAGUGCAACGAAGGCUCAGAAGUCAUGUUCUACACUGUCCUGGGCUACAUGGGUUUUCUGGCCAUCCUCAGCUUCACUGUGGCUUUCCUAGCAAGAAGGUUGCCUGAUAGUUUCAAUGAAGCCAAGCUGAUCACCUUCAGCAUGCUCAUGUUCUGCAGUGUUUGGGCGUCCUUUGUCCCAACAUAUCUGAGCACCAAAGGGAAAUUUAUGGUAGCUGUGGAGAUCUUCUCCAUCUUGGCCUCUAAUGCUGGGCUGUUGGGUUGCAUCUUCUUCCCCAAAUGCUACAUCAUUUUAUUGAGGCCUCAGCUGAACAACAGGAAGCAACUGUUUAGGAAACAAAGUGGCCAUUCUUAA